Cataglyphis hispanica is the source of this 857-nucleotide messenger RNA. Its product is annotated as neurofilament light polypeptide-like. The record is from RefSeq and is a predicted model, not a curated record. Lineage: Eukaryota; Metazoa; Arthropoda; Insecta; Hymenoptera; Formicidae. The transcript has 2 exons. Bases 20 to 511 code for a protein of 163 amino acids.
GUCUGAUCUCUAUUAAUAAAUGUUCGUACCGUCUCGUACAGAGCAGAAAAAAGAGAGAGAGAAAGAAAGAGAUAGAAAGAGAAUGCCGAGAAAGAACGUCACAUAUAGAAGAGAAGAGAGAACAGGCGAGGGCGAGGGCGAGGGCGAGGGCGAGGGCGAGGGCGAGGGCGAGGGCGAGGGCGAGGGCGAGGGCGAGGGCGAGGGCGAGGGCGAGGGCGAGGGCGAGGGCGAGGGCGAGGGCGAGGGCGAGGGCGAGGGCGAGGGCGAGGGCGAGGGCGAGGGCGAGGGCGAGGACGAGGGCGAGGGCGAGGGCGAGGGCGAGGGCGAGGGCGAGGACGAGGACGAGGACGAGGACGAGGACGAGGGCUUGGCUUCAUGCACGCGUAAUGUUCGCGUGAAUCAAGUUUGCAAUAAGCCGCGUCUCACAGCGGAUUACAACGCUUUGAUGACGCUGAUAGCAUAUCUGUUCUGUGUCAAAAAAUGCAAGUCAAUACAUCAAUCUAUUCACUGAGAGUGCACAUAAAAUCGAGAACGCGGAUUUUAGGAUCUUUUAUUUCGGUGGAAUAAGAUCAACGUAGCAUUCUCUGGUGAGGUCAUUUUUUUAUACAAAAGGCAUACGGAAAAGAAUCGAAUAAAGAAUCUCUAUUGAUUAAAGAAAAAAAAAAAGAAAAAAAAUAGCGCGAUGAUUGAAAGAUUAAAUAAGAAGCAAUUCUAGAAAAUUUUUAACUUCUAUCAUUAAUGCAUGUAGUACGGUACAAAGUACCAUAUUAUAAUAUCUUUAUCAAAUUUAUAGCGAGCAAUAUUUCGGCAGCUUGUAUUAUAUACUACCCUUUGAUGAGUACAAACUUUUUCGUGGU